Pygocentrus nattereri (red-bellied piranha) is the source of this 1893-nucleotide messenger RNA. RefSeq names its product lipase, gastric (gene lipf). Lineage: Eukaryota; Metazoa; Chordata; Actinopteri; Characiformes; Serrasalmidae. Bases 206 to 1393 code for a protein of 395 amino acids. The transcript has 10 exons. The record is from RefSeq and is a predicted model, not a curated record. Gene Ontology annotation, molecular function: hydrolase activity, acting on ester bonds.
AACCACCGUUGAAAGUGGUGUGAUCACAUCUUUAUUACCCCCUCCUGUUUUCAUUACCCCACUCCUUUCUCCCGGUAUUUGUGUCCUCCCACUGCUUCGGCUGUGAACAGCUGUGGGCGAGACGGGCGAGUGACAUAACGUGCCACAGGCUCGGAGGACUUUUUCUUGCUAAGCGGGUUGUCAACGGCAGGCGAACUUCACACAGAUGAUGUGGCUGCUGAUAUUUUUGGGGCUGCUUGCACCUGGACUGGUCCAUGGCAGGCUGUUCAAGGAGAAAGGGCUGGACCCUGAAGUUAAUAUGAACAUAAGUGAGCUCAUCAGGCACUGGGGUUAUCCAGCAGAAGAAUUUGAGGUGGUCACGCAAGACGGUUACAUCUUGAGCGUCAACAGAAUCCCACAUGGCAUCAAAAACAAGGCCUGGCAAGUUCCGAAGCCUGUGGUGUUCCUCCAGCAUGGUCUUCUGGCUGCUGGGAGUAACUGGGUGACCAACCCCCCCAAUACCAGCCUUGGCUUCGUCCUGGCUGAUGCAGGCUUUGACGUUUGGCUGGGUAACAGCCGAGGGAACACCUGGUCAAGAAAACAUGUUAUCCUCACUCCUGAUCAAAAUCAAUACUGGGAGUUUAGCCAUGAUGAAAUGGCUAAGAAGGACCUUCCAGCAGUGAUAAACUUCAUCACAAAGACCACAGGACAGGAGAAGAUCUUCUAUGUUGGCCAUUCUCAGGGAACCACUAUUGGCUUUAUGGCAUUUUCAGCAAUGCCACAGCUGGCUAGCAAAAUCAAGAUGUUUUUCGCUCUGGCCCCUGUAGCCACAGUAACCUUCACAAGCAGUCCAAUGACCAAACUGAGCGUCUUCCCAGAACCAUUGAUUUGGGACCUCUUCGGAAGGAAAGACUUUUUCCCCCAAAAUGAACUCAUCAAGUUUUUCGCCACAGAAUUUUGCUCUAAAAAGCCAAUCAGUCUGUUGUGUGGAAACAUAUUCUUCCUCCUGUGUGGCUUUGAUGAGAAGAACCUGAACAUGACCAGAACGCCUGUGUACACAACACACUGCCCAGCUGGAACAUCUGUCCAGAACAUGGUGCACUGGUCUCAGGCUGUGAAAAGUGGGAAACUGAUGGCAUACAACUAUGGAAAAGCUGGAAAUAUUGUUCAUUACAACCAGACAACCCCUCCUGAGUACAACGUGAAGGACAUGAAGGUGCCCACAGCACUGUGGUCAGGAGGACAGGACACUCUGGCAGACCCACAGGACGUUGCAGUGCUGCUUACACAGAUUCCUAACCUGGUGUACCAUCACCACAUCAAGCACUGGGAGCACUUGGACUUCAUCUGGGGUUUGGAUGCUCCUCAGGAGAUGUACAACAAAAUGAUCAAACUCAUGAGAGAGCACAUGUGACUGUUUCCAUUUCCUUUUAGCUUUCAGCUUUAAGCAACAGUGCUAAAAAGCUUCCUGACAUCUCUCAGGGUUUUAGAUGAUGAUUUCUUUUAACUCUAAAACACCAGCACAAAGGUUUGCAUUCCAUUCUGUGGGCUGCAAGGAAUGUCUUCUUUUUAAGUUUUAUUUGACAUCUAACACAAUAUGUUUAGUGAUGGUGCUGCUAACAUGUAAGCCUUUGUGAAUGUACAUGUCUUUGACUCUGAUGAGUCAUUUGUCAGUAAGGUUAAUCUCUGUACUUCUUACACCAGCUCUCCACCAGAUGGACCUUUCUGAAGAUUUUCUUCUACAUGCAUUUGCUGGAUUUUAACCUCUAAUUGCAACAUAAUAAUGUGAUUUUUUUUUUUUUGUCAUUCUGUCAUUUGUUUAGCUUGAUCUGAGUGCACUGACCAGGACAUGCCUUUCUUCUUGGAAUCGGUGGAUUUAAACCUAAUAAACAUCCACUGAUACAUUACAGCUGA